AUGGCUUUAUACGAAGGGAUAGCUCUAAUACAAGAGAAACAAGCCGUUGUGCUAGAUUUGGGCAGUGAAUAUACCAAGUUUGGUUUUACUGGUGAAGCAGCUCCACGAUGUAUUAUAAGAUCACAAUUCUGGUGCUCGACAGAAAGAAGAUUCAAGAAGGUUUAUGAGUACUCUACACCUGAGGAGCUAUAUGAUAACCUAGUUAAUAUGUUACAUUUAUUGUAUUUUAGGCAUGUCCUGGUGAAUCCAAAGGAACGUAAAGUGGUUGUAGUGGAGUCCCUGCUCACUCCUACUCUGUUCAGGGAAACACUAGCCAAAGUACUGUUCACACAUUAUGAGGUGUCUGGCGCAGUGUGGGCGGACAGUCCGCGGAUGUGCGCGAUGACGCUGGGCGCGCCCGUCACGCUGGUGGUGUCCCUGGGCGCCCGGGAGGCCGAGGUGGCCGCCGUGGUGCACUCGUGCGUGGUGCUGCGCGCCGUGCAGGCGCAGCCGCUGGGCGCCGCCGCCGUGCGCGCCGAGCUGCUGCAUCUGCUGCGCCAGGACUGCGGCUCCGACCUGCACCUGCCCGACCAUGUGCUCGAGGACAUCACAGUGAAGACGUGCUUCGUGAGCCCGCGGGCGCGCGCGCUGCGCUGGCAGUCAGACAGCCCGCCGGAGCCGGCGCGCGGCGUGCGCUACCCGCUGGCGCGGCUCGGCGCCGUGUGCGUGUCGGGGCGCGCGCGGGAGCUGGCCGCCGAGCCGCUGUUCCGUCGCGACAACGAGCUGGCCUCCCUCCCCGACAUCGUGCUGCAGUGCAUCAUGCAGUGUCCGAUCGACGUGCGGCGCGCGCUGGCGGCCAACGUGCUGCUGACGGGCGGCGCGGCGUCGCUGCCAGGGCUGCGCGCUCGCCUGUCCCAGGAGUUGGCGCACCUGUGCACGCUGCCGCCGUACAGCUCGCGGCUGCGGCUGGGCGAGUUCAAGUUCCACCGGGCGCCGGCGCACGACAUGAGCUGCGCGUGGCUGGGCGGCGCGCUGUGCGGCGCGGGUGAGGCGGGGGGCGGCGCGGGGGGCGGGCGGCUGCUGUCGCGCGACGUGUACUGUCGCGAGCGGCGCCUGCGGGACUGGGUCAACCUGCUGGACAACACGCCGCCGCACCACCCGCAGCGGGACCACCUCGACCUCACUCUGUAGAGACCGAGCGCGCCGCAUUUAUUUAUUUUAAUCGUAACAUCAAAUCGUUAUAUUGCGCAACCCGUGUCGUGUCAAAUAAAUACUUUACCAA
This is a messenger RNA of Bombyx mandarina (wild silkworm), 1261 nucleotides long. It is a transcript of the gene Arp10, whose product is annotated as Actin-related protein 10. NCBI's taxonomy places the organism in Eukaryota, Metazoa, Arthropoda, Insecta, Lepidoptera, Bombycidae. The record is from RefSeq and is a predicted model, not a curated record.